Molecule: messenger RNA, 560 nt
Organism: Drosophila hydei
Lineage: Eukaryota; Metazoa; Arthropoda; Insecta; Diptera; Drosophilidae
Exons: 2
Coding region: 99-545 (148 amino acids)
Source: RefSeq, a predicted model, not a curated record
UCAUUGUACUCUGAACUGAAGUGAAAUCUGAAAAUAUUCACACUGAAGAAAAGUUGGCUUUUUAAGUCUUUAUAUUUGGUUAGAAAUCAAAGUCAAACAUGAACAAUUUCACAUAUGGGUAUUAUUUGGUCCAAGCAAUGAAGGAGCUAAGUCCACCCACUGCUUGGCAUCAUAUAGUGGCAAGGGCGCUCAGAAAUAUGAAUUGCAAUUGGAGGCGCAAAUACAACGAACUUCAGCUGCGCAAAGCUCUGGACGUUGGGCUACGUUUUGGCAUCAUAUGUGAGGCUUGCGACAGGUAUUACCUCUACGAGUACGGGCGAGUGCGUUCGACAGGUGAAAUCUCGUAUGACUUUAAGCAAAAUGAAUUUGAUCCAAAGGACAUCCAAUAUGACAGCGACGACGAGCCACUUAAAUUUCCAAUGAAACGAAAGUGCGAAGAUGAUGACAUAAAUAUGGUAACGCCCUGGAAUUUACGGAUGAUCGUAACGAUGACACGAUCGAGAGUGGGAGUGGGAUUCCAUGAGAAUAGACUUAAGUUAUUAUAGAAGAAUUUUAGAUAU